AUGGCACUCCGUGUGCUGGUGGUGGCCCUUGUACUUUUGGCUGUCUUGGCCGCAGGGCCGGUGUAUGCUGGCUACGCACAGCUGGGCAAUGACGAGCUGAUUGAGGCUGUGAAUGCUGCGCUUGGCGAGGUGAUGGCAGAGGACGGUGUGAGCAGCGGUCGGGCGACGUGGCUGCCCGAGCUAGGCAACACCUCAUUGCCCACCGGAUGUGAGCGGGAGGACGAGGUUGUGGUGAUUGGCAACUCGACGAGUGUGGAUCUGGGGUAUCCUGCCGAGCCGUUGGUGGGCGGGGCACUGGCUGCGGUGCUGGAGGCCAAAGCGCUGGUAGUGGGGAGCCCGCUCAACAACUGCCCGUACCUCUGCAUGACCGACGAUGGCGCUGUGGUCGGCUACGACCGUGACGUACUGGAGGCUAUGGCGGCCAAGAUGUCGGCACACUACGGUGUGGACAUUGUGGUCUCGUUUGUGCAGAUCCUGGUGGAGACCGAGCUGUUUGGCGACAUGGUGACCGCGGUCUCGGCGCCCGACUCGGCGGUGGACGUUGUGGCGGCGCAAAUUGCGGCGGCGCCCGAGGUGGCGGAGAGGAUGCUGUUCAGCUGCGCGUAUGCUGUGCCGCACUUUGGUGUCCUGCGGACGGGGCGCGAGCCGAGCCUCGACCUUGUGUCGAGCGAGGAUCUCAACGCGGCUGGUGUGCUGGUGGGCGUUGUGGCUGGCUCGCCGGCCGAGUCGUACGCGCUUGUGCAGCUGGGUCAGGCGCGGCUGGUGGUCAUGCCGUCGCUGGAGAGCCUGUUCGCCGAUGCGGCGUCCAGCGAGCCGACCUUCCACGUCGGACUUGGUGAGUAUCCGGACGUGGCCAACGCGACGGAGCAGAUGGUGUGUGAGGACUGCCGGUUGAUGCCGUACGUAGUGUAUCCGACCGACGAGACGCUCGUCGAGGGUCUCGGCUACACGUUCAUGACCCGGCUCAACGCGCAGGUCUCUGGCGGGCGGAGCGAGCGUGUGCUCGGGCUUGAGCCCGAGGCCGGCAUUCCGCUGCUUGUGCUUGUGAUUGUUGCGGCGAUUGCGGUGCUGGCCGGUAUCGCAUACGCGUACGCGCGGGUGGUAGCGCCGUCGGCGCCAGUGGCGCGCGGCGAGGCGUCGCGUGUCGGCUCGCACCUCGAGCCGCUAGUCCCUGUCGAGCCGAUUGCCAACGGCGGGCGGGUCUUUGCGCGCGGCGGCGCCAUUGUCGGCCGGCCGCGCUGGGCGUCGACCGCUGACAUUCCGCCGUCGUCGUCGUCCGAGUCAAGCGGAUCGUGGAGCAACGCAUAG
This is a messenger RNA of Thecamonas trahens ATCC 50062, 1308 nucleotides long. RefSeq lists its product as uncharacterized. NCBI's taxonomy places the organism in Eukaryota, Apusomonadida, Apusomonadidae. The transcript has 2 exons. The record is from RefSeq and is a predicted model, not a curated record. The coding region runs from base 1 to 1308 and encodes 435 amino acids.